Molecule: messenger RNA, 1794 nt
Organism: Penicillium pulvis
Lineage: Eukaryota; Fungi; Ascomycota; Eurotiomycetes; Eurotiales; Aspergillaceae
Product: coronin
Exons: 9
Coding region: 1-1794 (597 amino acids)
Biological process (GO): actin filament organization
Molecular function (GO): actin filament binding
Source: RefSeq, a predicted model, not a curated record
AUGUCCGGGCGGUUUGUGCGUUCAUCCAAGUAUCGCCACGUCUUCGGGCGUUCGACACGAAAGGAACAAUGCUACGAUAAUCUUCGAAUCUCACGAAAUGCCUGGGAUACCAAUCUGGUCAAGGUCAACCCUAAGCACCUGGCAGUCAAUUGGGAAGCUGGUGGUGGUGGAGCUUUCGCUGUCAUUCCCCUUGAGGAACGAGGCAAGCUACCGGAGCGCAUUCCUCUAUUCCGGGGGCACACCGCUGUUGUUCUCGACACCGACUGGAAUCCCUUCAACGAUGAUCUGAUUUCUUCGGGUUCCGACGACGGAAAGGUCUUCCUCUGGCGGGUUCCAGACAACUUCACCGUUCGCCCCGACCUCGACGCCGAUGAUAUUCAGGAUAUUGCGCCUGUUGGAAAGCUAAGCGGUCACUCCAAGAAGGUCGGCCACGUGCUCUUCAACCCCGCGGCGGAAAACGUGCUGGCAACGGCCUCGGGCGAUUAUACUGUGAAAAUUUGGGAUAUUGAGGCGGGUGCACCGAAACUGACCCUGAAUGUUGGCGACAUUGUGCAGUCGCAGUCGUGGAGCGCCAACGGUUCCUUGCUGGUUACCACCUCGCGCGACAAGAAGCUCCGUAUUUGGGAUGUUCGUCAGGAGCGCCCAGCACAUGAAACUGCCGGGCACUCUGGAGCCAAGAACAGCCGUGCUGUCUGGCUCGGUGAGCGCGACCGGAUCGCGACCACUGGUUUCUCUAAGAUGAGUGAUCGUCAGCUGGCUCUGUGGGAUAUCCGUGCGGUCCGGGAGCCCAUCAACGGCUUCAAGACCCUGGACUCCAUCUCCGGUGUCUGCAUGCCAUUCUGGGAUGAUAGCAACAGCAUGCUGUACCUGGCUGGACGCGGUGACGGAAACAUCCGCUACUUCGAAAUCGAAAACGAUAAGUUCGAGUUCCUCUCGGAGUACAAGUCCGCCGAUCCUCAGCGUGGUGUCGCAUUCAUGCCCAAGCGUGGUAUUAACAUGCACGAUAACGAAAUCGCUCGCGCCUUCAAGACUGUCAACGAUGGCUACAUUGAGCCCGUCUCCUUCAUCGUCCCCCGCCGGUCCGAGACCUUCCAAGAAGAUAUCUACCCACCCACAGUUGGCUUGACCCCUGCAAUGGGACCUUCUGAAUGGUUCGGUGGAAAGGAGGCGAUCCCUCCUAAGAUCUCUAUGGAAAGCCUGUUUGACGGAAACGGUCUCGAGGAAGUUGAGGGUGUGCAAGAGAAGCCUACUGGAACUAUCGAUGCCCCGGCUCCCAAGCCCGCCGAGCCAGAGGUCAAGAAGCCUGAACCUGUUGCCCCGAAAGCCGCCCCUGCUCCUGAGCCUACCCCAGAACCCACACGUGUGUCCCGCCCCGCCCCAUCCAUGAAGGAGCAGGGUGGAGCCAUGUCGGCAAUGGUGAACAAGUUUGCCGAUGACGAGGAGGCUACUCCUGCCGAUGAUGAAGACUCCAGCUUUGACGAGGUUCCCAAGCCUGUUGAACGUGCCACACGCUCUCCCGUCACUGUCGAGCCGUCGUCCCCAAGGGUUAGCAGCCCCUUGCGUCCCAAGGAGGUGGAGACCAAGCCGCAGCCUGCUGCUGCCCCCGCUCCCAUCCAGACCCCGGUUCCCACAUCUCCUGCUAGCGAGACAAGUGUGCCCACCGCUACUGUCUCCAAGGAAAUCGAGGAGAUUAAGAACCUGAUUGCCGAGCAGACCAAGAUCAUUGCCACACAAGCUGAGCAGAUGCAAACUUUGACUGCUGAGAUUGAGGCGCUCAAGACCAAGCUGAACUAA